UACAUUCGAGGAGUUUGCAUAUGUUAGGUAACACAGACGAUUUCAAUUAGCCUUGUAUUAAGAGGGAUGCGGAGCCCCUCCUACCCAUGAACAAUGAAGAAAACUCGAUGAGUGUAUGCAGGCAAGAUCACUGUGGAGGAGUACUACGUAAGUAAGAAAGUAAGAAAAUGCUGGCGACGGUAGAGAGGAGGUGAACGUCGUGAUGAACGAAACUACCACAGAGGAUGCAGCACCUAUCCUGCAGGGACUAUGGGAGUAUGUGAAAGCGGGGCAGGAGGACGUCUUAUGCUCCCCUUACCUGCCCGCGUCCUGCGCCUUCUUGACGCACGUCCUGCUCUGCGCGCCUUUCCUCGUGCUGGACGCGCUGGGCAGCGUCUGCCAGCGCAUCAGGUCGUGGAGGAUUGCAGCAGGAUCGGGACCACCGCCGUCUCUCCGACGAUGGUUUAAAUGUUUUUUGAGAGUCCUGUACAAAUACACGUGCGCCGUGCUCCCCGCAACAGCGUUUUUUCAAUCUUUGCGGAGCCCCAAGUUGCCGGAGCUCGCUCCGUCCUGCUGGCAGCUCUGCGUAGAAGUGACAGCAUGUUGUCUGCUUUUUGACACGUUCUUUUUUAUUUGGCACUACACCAUGCACAGGACUCCAAGGUUGUACCGCAGCAUCCACCAGGAGCACCACCAGCACCAUGUUCCCUUCGCUCUAGCUGCCCAGGAUGCCAGCUCAGCCGAGCUUCUGUCUCUGCUGCUGCUGGCUCUGAGCAGCGCCUGGUUGACGGGCUGCCACCCACUCAGUGAGGUCCUCUUCCAUCUCCUCAACAGCUGGCUAGCAGUCGAGGGCCACUGUGGCUACAACUUACCGCUGGCUCUCCACAGGUUCCUGCCCUGCGUGGGAGGAGCUCCACACCACCAGGCUCACCAUAGUCUGCAAAGCUGCAACUACGCCCCCUACUUCACCCACUGGGAUCACCUCUUUGGUACAUACCGUCCAUUAGUGCCGCCUUCUCGUGGAAAAUAGGAAGACCUGGCAGGAUACAGUGAAGGAUAUUUUUUCUGGCAUUCAUCUGUUCACUAAAAGCUUUUCAUGCACACACGUACAUGUGUUUUGAACUUCAAAUCCUAGAAUCAAGACCCGGUGAAAGCAACACAAUAAGAAUAACAGAAAUUAAGUUGAUGUAAUUCCAUAGUAGAAUGCAUACUGAAUUGUCUUAAACUCAAGAAGGUCUUGUGAAAGUGCUCUGGCAGCAGAAGCAAGGGUUUACAGUUGGUCCCACUACAAGUGAAUGAAUCACAAGAGGAGGAAUAAUCUAAACAUCGCCUGAACUAUUGUGCAACUGCUGUUCCCUCCUAACAUAAAUGUGGACUGUUUUAUAUGCUUAACAUUGCUUUUGUAGAAGGCAGUUACAUGCCACAGAUUUAUGUUGAAGAUAUUUGCAUGUGUGGACAUUUCUGGAAAAAUGCACUUUUUUUUCUUUUUUUUUUUUUUUGCUUUCCUUCAGGGAGAGGAUUCAUAAGACUGACAUGUCUAAGCACUAAUUCUGAAGUACAAGCUCACAGCGGCUCAGUGGCAAACUCAUUGAUAUCAACCUUAGCACUUAGUUCAUGUAAAAUGUAGACAUUUCAGGACAGUAAUCUAGAGUGUGUAAUAAUAUAAAUGUUUGAAAUGAGGGUUUGUCUUUGAGUCACAUUUGAUGUAUAAUUUCUACUGUUUUGUUUACAUUGGGUUAUUCGUGUUUUAAACUAGCCUGAGAAUAUAUAUAUGAUAACAGGA
This is a messenger RNA of Mugil cephalus (flathead mullet), 1762 nucleotides long. It is a transcript of the gene ch25hl3, whose product is annotated as cholesterol 25-hydroxylase like 3. Gene Ontology annotation, biological process: cholesterol metabolic process; sterol biosynthetic process. Lineage: Eukaryota; Metazoa; Chordata; Actinopteri; Mugiliformes; Mugilidae. Bases 203 to 1009 code for a protein of 268 amino acids. Gene Ontology annotation, molecular function: iron ion binding; steroid hydroxylase activity; C-4 methylsterol oxidase activity. The record is from RefSeq and is a predicted model, not a curated record. The transcript has 2 exons.